Molecule: messenger RNA, 3127 nt
Organism: Doryrhamphus excisus (bluestripe pipefish)
Lineage: Eukaryota; Metazoa; Chordata; Actinopteri; Syngnathiformes; Syngnathidae
Gene: becn1
Product: beclin 1, autophagy related
Biological process (GO): mitophagy; late endosome to vacuole transport; cellular response to nitrogen starvation
Cellular component (GO): phagophore assembly site; phosphatidylinositol 3-kinase complex, class III, type I; phosphatidylinositol 3-kinase complex, class III, type II
Molecular function (GO): phosphatidylinositol 3-kinase binding; protein-macromolecule adaptor activity
Source: RefSeq, a predicted model, not a curated record
AAUAUUCCCUGUUAUUAUUGCGUUAACCAGUAGAGGGCGAUAUUGCACAGUUUUGUUCAAACGAGAAAGAAGACGUAAACAUCAAUACGGAAGUAGAACGGAGGUGCGACACUCGCACUAUUUGUUAUUUUUCUUGUGAUGAUGUUACUUUUGAGAGAUAUUUUUCAUUUUCAAAAGUGACAUCGGCAGAAUUAUUAUGCAGUAACUGUCACAAGAUUAGAUUUUGGACGCUUUUCUGAAGCGAAUGAUGGAGGCUUCCAAGACGUCGAGCACAACGAUGCAGGUUAGCUUCGUGUGUCAACGCUGCUGCCAGCCUCUCAAACUGGACACUUCAUUCAAUGUGUUGGAUCGGGUCACCAUCCAUGAACUUAUAGCUCCUUUGGUGACUGUCACUCCUAGCAAACACACUAGCAGCAGUGAAGGGGACACAACAACAGAGGAGACCUUUGUAGAAAACAAACAAGAUGGAGUGUCAAGGAAAUACAUCCCUCCUGCACGCAGGAUGAUGUCCACCGAGAGCGCCAACAGCUUCACACUGAUAGGCGACGCUUGCGACGGAGGCACUAUGGAAAAUUUAAGCCGUAGACUAAAAGUGACAAGCGACCUCUUUGACAUCAUGUCCGGUCAAACGGAUGUCGACCACCCGUUGUGUGAGGAAUGUACCGACACGCUGUUGGACCACUUGGACACACAGCUCAACAUCACAGAGAAUGAAUGUCAGAAUUACAAGCAGUGUCUGGAGCUCCUGUCCCAGUUGCAGGUGGAGGACGAGAAGACGCUGCUAACGGAGCUUCAGCAGCUGAACGCAGAGGAGGCGUCCCUGGUUCAGGAGCUGGAGGCCGUGGAGGAGCAGAGAGCCUCGGUGGCCCAGGAGCUGGCCCAGAGCCGAAUCCAGUCUCAGCAGCUGGAAACAGAAGAGCUGCAGUACCAAAAGGAGUACAGCGAGUUUAAACGUCAACAACUGGAGCUGGAUGACGAGCUGAAGAGCGUCGACAACCAGAUGCGUUACUGCCAGAUUCAACUGGAUCGACUCAAGAAGACCAACGUCUUCAAUGCCACCUUUCACAUCUGGCACAGCGGCCAAUUCGGCACCAUCAACAACUUCCGUCUGGGUCGACUUCCCAGCGUUCCCGUAGAGUGGAACGAAAUAAACGCCGCCUGGGGACAAACGGUGCUGCUGCUGCACGCUCUGGCCAACAAGAUGGGGCUGCGUUUCCAGAGAUAUCGCCUGGUCCCGUAUGGAAACCAUUCAUACCUGGAGUCCCUGACAGAUAAAUCAAAGGAGCUUCCACUGUACUGUUCGGGCGGCCUGAGGUUCUUCUGGGACAAUAAAUUCGACCACGCCAUGGUGGCGUUCCUGGAUUGCGUGCAGCAGUUUAAAGAGGAAGUAGAAAAAGGCGACACCGGAUUCUGUCUUCCAUACAGGAUGGACGUGGAGAAGGGCAAGAUCGAGGACACGGGCGGCAGCGGCGGCUCCUACUCCAUCAAGACUCAGUUCAACUCCGAGGAGCAGUGGACCAAAGCGUUAAAGUUCAUGCUCACCAAUCUGAAGUGGGGACUGGCCUGGGUCACCUCGCAGUUCUACAACAGAUGAACGAAAGGCAGGAAGCACCAAAAGCACCAUCUUGGAUUUAGGAUUCUCUGCAUGUCGUAUUGGAAGUCUCAUUUCAAAUGUAUACAUUUUAUGUAGGACAUUGGUUAUUAUGUAUGUGUGCACUGAGAGUUUUACUUUUAAUUUAAUAAAUAUUCUUUGGAAAAAGGUAACUUUUAAAAAGGACAAAAAUUAUGUUUGUGUGGACGUAGCGUUAGCUUGUUGUAUCUAGUUCAGGGGUGGGCAAACUUUUUGACUCGUGGGCCUAUAACAAAAUUUCCGGGGGGGGGCAGACUAUAUAUUUUACACGUAACAGUCCACCUGGUAUUAUUGUAUCUAUAAAAUUGUCAUGCAAUCUGCUAUUAUUAUUUAUUAUUUUAUAUUUAUAUUUAAAUAUUUUUUUAAAUAAUAAAAUAUAAUAAUUAAAAUAAAAUUAAAAUAAUAAUUAUUAUAUUAUUAUGUAAAAUCUGCUAUUAUUAUUUAUUAUUUUAUAUUUAUAUUUAAAUAUUUUUUUCAAUAAUAAAAUAUAAUAAUUAAAAUAAAAUUAAAAUAAUAAUUGUUAUAUUAUUAUGUAAAAUAUGCAAAUAUAACAAUAUUAUUAUAUAUAAUUAAUAUAAUAAUUAGCAUUAAUAUUCAUUCAUUCAUUCUCUACCGCUUUUCCUCACGAGGGUCGCGGGGAGUGCUGGAGCCUAUCCCAGCUGUCUUCGGGCGUAAGGCGGGGUACACCCUGGACUGGUCGCCAGCCAAUCACAGGGCACAUAUAGACAAACAACCAUUCACACUCACAUUCAUACCUAUGGACAAUUUGGAGUCGCUAAUUAAACUAGCAUGUUUUGGGAAUGUGGGAGGAAACCGGAGUACCCGGAGAAAACAUGCACGGGGAGAACAUGCAAACUCCACACAGAGAUGCCCGAGGGUGGGAUUGAACCCUGGUCUCCUAGCUGUGAGGUCUGCGCGCUAACCCCUAGACCACCGUGCCGCCCCAUUAGCAUUAAUAUAAUAAAUAUAAUAAUCAUAAUAGUUAUAAUAAUACAAUUAUUAUUUUACUUUUCAUUAUUAUUAUGUGCUUGUGUCUCUUUUUUCAGGAGCACUUUGUAAACAACAGACCAUGUCAAACAACGAAAUUGACAAAACCAUCAAAAGGUUGGCUCAGGCCAUGAUGCCAGGUUGUAUGUUGAGUUUAAAUUAAAUACUUUUGAAAGAUUGGGCGGGCCGUAUUCAAACACUUGGCAGUCCGGAUGUGGCCCCCGGGCCGUAGUUUGCCCAUCCCUGAUCUAGAUGAUACUCGCAAGUGAUUGCUUUUGUUGUAUUUGAACAAUUCUAUAUCAUUUCAUGCUUAUUAUUAAAAAAAUGAAGCUAUAAUGAGUAGCAUUAGAUUGUGCAUGUGUACUACCACUGGCACUCGUACCGCUGUUUGAUGAUUUACGACAUACAUUCAAACUCCCAGAUUAUGGAAGACUGAGAUGACAACAUGACGUUGUUCAUUGUUCGAUGUCUGUUACAUGAACAAAUACAUUAAAAGUACUUCAUUUUGAA